Coregonus sp. 'balchen' is the source of this 12153-nucleotide messenger RNA. The record is from the annotation of a GenBank genome assembly. NCBI's taxonomy places the organism in Eukaryota, Metazoa, Chordata, Actinopteri, Salmoniformes, Salmonidae.
AGUUUGAUCUGCCAGCAUGUGCAGUGGAGGCUGCUUUGGAGCGGGACUUUGAGCUUCAGGGGUACUUGUUUGAAGCGUCCCCGGAGCAGCUCAGACCCCCGAAAAACGUUUGGGUUCAUUCAGAACCGCAUCGUUCUGCCCACUGAUGCUCUUGUCCUGGAUCAGGUUAGAGAGUAAUGACUACUUGGAUUCAAUCUCUUUACCAACCAAAGCCUGCUACAAUAUUGUUUGCAUCUAUGGCACUCUCUCCUUCUUCUCGUUAUAUGUGCAUGUAAAGUUACAAUUGGGUAAAUCCAUUUGAAUUCAAUCACUUUUUCAAAGCAACCCUUUUGAUUAACUCAAAACAUUCCAUAUUUGCCCAUGGAAAAAGUGGUCAGAAAAUGAUUUUUUUGACCUGAUUGCCAAAACAUUCAGGAAGUAAAGGUGCUCAAAGUUGACCCAUUUUGCAUACCCCACCAAACCAUGAGACAUCCAUGUCUUAAACCUUUAAUGUAAAUUAUCUAAAAACGUGUUAACUCAGAUUUAGUUCAUAUUCACAUAUGUUGUAGCUUAGACCCUAUUUCACAUCAUCUGAGGUUUUUGUGUUGUGCCCGCCAUCGGUUGAGACACAACAUGCUCUUGAAUACAGGGUGGGUGUCAUUUCAACCAUAGAAAUAUAAUUCAUAGAACAGAUCUAUCCCUUCAGACCACUGCAAUUUACUGGUACACCCUUGAAAUUGAAUAGAAAUGUAAACUUCUAAUUACUAUCACAAGAUGACCGCCGGUCAACCCACCAUUGAAUAUCAACUUAAUGGCCAGGUUUCCUAUGGAGGAUUGACAGGACUAGGGUUAGGGUGGUAUGGUGGGGUAUGCAAAAUGGGUCAACUUUGAGCACCUUUAUCUCUUGAAUGAUUUGGCAUUCAGGUCCAAAAAGUCACUUUCUGAGCCCUUCUACAAUGGGAAAAUAUGUAUGGAAGGUUUAGUUCAAAUCAAAAUGGGUGCUGUCAAAUACUUAUUGAAUUUAAAUGAAUUUACCCUUGAAGUCCUUGCUAUGAGCAGUGUUGAGAAGAUGCAUGGGGCUUGUUGACUGAUCUCUGUGUUCAUUAGUGCAGGCUGCUGAGGGGAGGACUGCUCAUAAUAAUGGCCAGAAUGGAGUAAAUGGAAUGGUUUCAAACACAUCAUAUGUUUGAUACCAUUCAAUUCACUCCAUUCCAGCCAUUACACUCCAUCCCAACCGUUAUAAUGAGCUGUCCUCCCCUCAGCAGCCUCCACUGGUGUUCAUCCCUCUGCCCGGAUAACAGCACUCCACAAAAGGAAUGGUGAGAUGGUGGAUGUGGCGGCUCUGUGUGGGGUCAACACUGUCUGCUUUCAGGAGGCCUGGAGUGAGAUUACUGAUCUGUCUUACUGGGGUAGCCUAUUGGAGUUUUCCAUACCUUUUCUUUGUGCAAUCUGUUACAGAGAAUAAGGAUACAAAUUGUGCUUGUUCACUUUACUGUACAGUAACUGUUGACUUGUGGCCUUAUAACAGGGUGAUAUUGGAUCAGCCAGGGUGAUAGCAUCUGGGUAUACGGCAGAAGGUCAAUUUGUCGUUAAUUGGUCAUAGGGAAGUCAACAGCACACCAAACACAGUUUGUUGUCCUAUUUGUUUGGGGUCCUAGACAUCAUUAUGUGAUGAAAGAGGAGUGCCUUACUCUGGCCCAUUGCCCCCUUAGAGUGUCCUAGUACAGCAGAAAUAUACUAAACUCACCCCCAAGUGCUGCACCAGGGAGGUGACCCCCAUCCCCACAACAGUGAUAAGCAUACACAGAGGUUUGCAUCAAAAUGCUUCACAUGGUGUGAAGACAUAUCAUGUGAUAAAUAUUUGGAGCAUAGUAUGCAUAUUGUCUGUCCUCUGAGAUAUAUACUUAUAUGCACAGUUAUGUUUAAGUGCUCUCUAGUGUGUGCCUCAAUUUUACUGCCCUGAGUUUUAAGAGACAAUCCUGCUUUGUUCCCUAUCACAGCUAUGCCCUUUGCCUUCUGUACCGGGGAGAAAGAACAGUGGACAGAGUUUGCAGAGUCUGCAGAAGGGGUAUACACCACCCACUUCUGCCAAGAGGUGAGAGGUCAGGGGUCAUCCAUGGUACAGGAAUGUACCACAUCCAAUGCAAUACUGCUUGUGACUCAUACUCUGAGAACAGUCAGAGUAGUUGCCAUUUAAUAGUAUGGGUAGUAGUAAGUAUACACAAUUUCACUGUGGUUUUACAAAUUCCUGUAGCCCUUUCCUGCAGUCAAAUGACCUAGUGGCCUCAUGGCUGGAAUGUUAUUUUUCAUAAUUAAUACACUUUUCUUUGUUAUAUUUCAGUCUUCUGUGACGUAUAUAAAGUGUAAUAUUGGGAUGCAAACAUUUUUUAAAAUACAUUUCAACUCUAUAUCUGAUGGUACAGGUGUCUUCUUUUUUGUAAGCCCAUAACCAUGUGUGUGAGGUGUAUACUUUUGUUUCAAAGUAGAUUUGUUUGACUACCAAGAAACACUCUGUUUGACCCUGAUUUAGCCCACUGCAGUAAAAGGUUAACAGAUAAGAAACUGUUGUCAAAUAAUGCCAUUGUAUAGAUUAGAGAUUGGUAUUGCUCCUUAGUGUAUUAUUUAGCAUGUGAAAUAAUGUGCCAUUAUGUUUAAUUACAAGGCAUUAUUCUACAACAUUAUGUAGGCCUAAUUGUUGAGAAACAAAGAGUGAUUGUACUCUGGGGUAGUUUGCAUGCUGUCAUCUAAUUCAUGCAUAGUGAAUAAUACAUGUUUGUGGUGGGAGUUCAUGCUCAACUUGGGGGCUAGAACAUAAAAACAGCUCCAGUCUGAGAUGAGCAUUCCAGCACGUAGCUGUGCGCUGUCGUCCACAUACGUCUCUAUGUUUGCAUGUGUGUGUGUGCACGUGUUUGUGCUGAUAGAGAUGGGCAAUUCCAGCCUUUUGUCUUUGUAUGAUGACUCAUGUCUAAAACUCUACUCUUGUUUUCUCUUCAGCUGGCAAAGAAAUACAAAAUGUUAGUGAUAUCGCCCAUUUUGGAGCGAGAAAAGGUACACAAUUUACUUUGGAACACAGCAGUAGUGGUCUCCAACACAGGCAGCGUCCUGGGUAAAACCAGGAAGAAUCAUAUUCCCCAGGUGGGAUACUUCAACAUGGUCGGUUAUCAAUCUUUUUAUAAGUGAUCAAUCAAUGAAACAACUGUAUGUAUAUAGCCCAAUUUGUCACAAAGUGACAAAACAUACAGUAAAUGUCUCACAGCUGACACUAUUGAUCCUCCCUAUGGUGAUCUGUGGCUCUGUCCACAACCAAUCUAUCACCCAGGGAACUGUCUUCAUUCUUACAAUAUGGUUUCCCAGUGAGCCUCAAGGAAUUGAAAAGUGAAACCACACAGGCACUAGUUAAAUCACAGGGUUCAGAGAGAGCUCGUGUAUGUUUGGACAGCACACCUAACCUACUUUACCGUCAUACAGUACAUUCUGAGCUGUCUAUGUCUGAAAGGUUAUGUACAGUUGAAGUCUGAAGUUUACAUACACUUAGGUUGGAGUCAUUAAAACUCGUUUUUCAACCACUCCACUAAUUUCUUGUUAACAAACUAUCUACUUUGUGCAUGACACAACAAUUGUUUACAAACAGAUUAUUUCACUUAUAAUUCACUGUAUCACAAUUCCAGUGGGUCAGAAGUUUACAUACACUAGGUUGACUGUGCCUUUAAACAGCUUGGAAAAUUCCAGAAAAUGAUGUCAUGGCUUUAGAAGCUUCUGAUAGGCUCCUUUUUUUUUUUUUUUUUUUUUUCACCUUUAUUUAACCAGGUAAGCCAGUUGAGAACAAGUUCUGGCCAAGAUAAAGCAAAGCAGUGCGAUAAAAACAACAACACAGAGUUACAUCAUUUGAGUCAAUUGGAGGUGUACCUGUGGAUGUAUUUCAAGGCCUACCUUCAAACUCAGUGCCUCUUUGCUUGACAUCAAUGGAAAAUCAAAAGAAAUCAGCCAAGACCUCCGAAAAAAAUGUGUAGACCUCCACAAGUCUGCUUCAUCCUUGGGAGCAAUUUCCAAACGCCUGAAAGUACCACGUUCAUCUGUACAAACAAUAGUACGCAAGUAUAAACACCAUGGGACCACGCAGCCGUCAUACCGCUCAGGAAAGAGACGCGUUCUGUCUCCUAGAGAUGAACGUACUUUGGUGCGAAAAGUGCAAAUCAAUCCCAGAACAACCGCAAAGGACCUUGUGAAGAUGCUGGAAGAAACAGGUACAAAAGUAUCUAUAUCCACAGUAAAACGAGUCCUAUAUCGACAUAACCUGAAAGGCCGCUCAGCAAGGAAGAAGCCACUGCUCUAAAACCGCCAUAAAAAAGCCAGACUACGGUUUGCACCUGCACAUGGGGACAAAGAUCGUACUUUUUGGAGAAAUGUCCUCUGGUCUGAUGAAACAAAAAUAUAACUGUUUGGCCAUAAUGACCAUCGUUAUGUUUGGAGGAAAAAGGGGGUUACUUGCAAGCCAAAGAACACCAUCCCAACCAUGAAGCACGGGGGUGGCAACAUCAUGCUGUGGGGGUGCUUUGCUGCAGGAUGGACUGGUGCACUUCACAAAAUAGAUGGCAUCAUGAGGAAGGAAAAUUAUGUGGAUAUAUUGAAGCAACAUCUCAAGACAUCAGUCAGGAAGUUAAAGCUUGAUCGCAAAUGGGUCUUCCAAAUGGACAAUGCAUACUUCCAAAGUUGUGGCAAAAUGGCUUAAGGACAACAAAGUCAAGGUAUUGGAGUGGCCAUCACAAAGCCCUGACCUCAAUCCUAUAGAACAUUUGUGGGCAGAACUGAAAAAGCGUGUGCGAGCAAGGAGGCCUACAAACCUGACUCAGUAACACCAGCUCUGUCAGGAGGAAUGGGCCAAAAUUCACCCAACUUAUUGUGGGAAGCUUGUGGAAGGCUACCCAAAACGUAUGACCCAGGUUAAACAAUUUAAAGGCAAUGCUACCAAAUACUAAUUGAGUGUAUGUAAACUUCUGACCCACUGGGAAUGUGAUGAAAGAAAUAAAAGCUUAAAUAAAUAAUUCUCUACAUUUUUAAAUGGCAAAUAUACUGUACUGGAUGCAGAUAUGUACAGACUUUUGGUUGGACUUUUUCCCCCCUCCCUAACUCAGUCCACAUUUUACAUGGAGUGCGACACUGGUCACAGAGUGUUUCAGACCCACUUUGGAAAGAUUGCUGUGAACAUCUGCUAUGGGCGCCAUCACCCUCUCAACUGGUUCAUGUACAGUAUGAAUGGAUUUAGAUUUGAUGUUUGAUUUAUUACGAUCCCCAUUAGCCGACGCUAAUGGCGACAGCUAGUCUUACUGGGGUCCGACACAUAACGAAAAAUACAUUACAGACAAAAUACUUUACAAUUUACAUACAUUUAAAAACAUGAACAUGUAGUGUUUGUGUGUGCAUCUAUCAGUUACACAUACAUGUCAGUACAAACACACAACAAGUAGGUCACAUGGGAAAGAGGCGUUGUGCCGUGAGGUGUUGCUUUAUUUGUUUUUUGAAACCAGGUUCACUUGCGCUAUAUAAGAUGGAAGGGAGCUCCAUGCACUCAUGGCUCUGUAUAAUACUGUACGUUUCCUUGAAUUUGUUCUGGUCCUGGGGACUGUGAAAAGACCCCUGGUGGCAUGUCUGGUGGGGUAAAUGUGUGUGUCAGUGCUGUGUGUAAGUUGACGAUGCAAACAAUUUGGAAUUUCCAACACGUUAAUGUUUCUUAUAAAGACAAGAAGUGACACAGUCACUCUUUCCUCAACUCUCAGCCAAGAGAGACUGGCAUAAUAUUAGCCCUCUGAUUACAAUGAAGAGCAAGACGUGCCGCUCUGUUCUGGGCCAGCUGCAGCUUAACUAGGUCUUUCUUUGCAGCACUUGACCAUAAGACUGGAUAAUAAUCAAGAUAAGAUCAAACUAGAACCUGCAGGACUUGCUUUGUGGAGUGUGGUGUCAAAAAAGCAGAGCAUCUCUUUAUUACGGACAGACCUCUCCCCAUCUUUACUACCAUUGAAUCUAUAUGUUUUGACCAUGACAGUUUACAAUCUAAGGUAACACCAAGUAAUUUUGUCUCCUCAACUUGUUCAACAGCCACACCAUUCAUUACCAGAUUCAGCUGAUGUCUAGAACUUAGGGAAUGAUUUGUACAAUGCUCUUAGUUUUAGAGAGGUUCAGGACCAGUUUAUUACUGGCCACCGAUUCCAAAACAGACUGCAACUAUUUGUUAAGGGUUUCAGUGACUUCAUUAGCUGUGGUUGUUGAUGCGUAUAUGGUUGAAUCAUCAGCUUACAUGGACACACAUGCUUUGUUUAAUGCCAGUAGGAGGUCAUUGGUAAAAAUAGAAAAGAGUAGAGGGCCUAGAGAGCUGCCCUGCGGUACACCACACUUUACAUGUUUGACAUUAGAGAAGCUUCCAUUAAAGAAAUCCCAGAGUUAUAUUAGAUAGAUAGCUCUGAAUCCACAAUAUUAUUAUGGCAAAGGCUGCACUGAAAUCUAACAGUACAGCUCCCACAAUCUUCUUCUUAUUGAUUUAUUUCAACCAAUCAUCAGUAAUUUGUGUCAGCGCAGUACAUGUUGAGUGCCCUUCUCUAUAAGCAUGCUGAAAGUCUGUUGUUAAUUUGUUUACAGAGAAAUAGCAUUGUAUUUGGUCAAACACCAUUUUUUCCAACAGUUUGCUAAUAGCUGGCAGCAAGCUGAUAGGUCUGCUGUUAGAACCAGUAAAGGCCGCUUUACCACUCUUGGGUAGCGGAAUGACUUUGGCUUCCCUCCAGGCCUGAGGACAAAGACUUUCCUCUAGGCUCAGAUAUAUAAGCAGAGAUCUUCAACCCUUCUGCUACUGUUGGAAGACUCAGUGAGCCCAUGUGGAGCUAUAGCAAACCAUUGCUUCACCUGUGGAAUAAACCGUGUUGGGACAGUAAAUACCACCAAAGACGGGUGUAUGUUGUUCCACAUGAUCUCUUUUACAACCACUUAUUAUUGAGCCAAGUCCUAGGGGCAUUGAAACAUCUAUUCUAUGCUGCCCCCUACUGCCUCCAUAGUCCAAUUAUCCAUGAUAUACUGGUAUCCUCUCUUUUGUAUGUAGCCUCAUACAGUAUGCCACUGCCAGACUUCACAGCUGGUGAACACAACUACAUUAUGUAUGAGCCAUCAUAAUGCUGUUUUCUAACUAAUCUCUCUUGUUUUAUGUAGGAUCACUUUAACAAUGAGUUCCCCUCUGGGAAUGGAAAAAAAGGUAUGAAUCUUUCACUGUUUUUUUUAGAAAAGUGUAGUAUCAUGCAUAUUACUUUGUCCUCUCCUGCCUGUGACAAAAUAUAGUCAUUUGCAUAUCAGUUUUACAACUAAGUACUCAAUUAACACUGCGUCUUUCUGUCAAGAAUUUGACAUGGAUGUCUGCAUGAAUAGAGAUACUUCUAAAUAAGUAAAGCAUACAAAAGGUAUAUCCAGAAAUGGGUGCGGUCUAUACCAGCGUCAUUGAUAGUGAGCCUCGAUGGCAUAGACCCAUGUUUGAUAUACAGUUGAAAUCGGAAGUUUACAUGCACCUUAGCCAAAUACAUUUAAACUCAGUUUUUCACAAUUCCUGACAUUUAAUCCUAGUAAAAAUGCCCUGUCUUAGGUCAGUUAGGAUCACCACUUUAUUGAAAGAAUGUGAAAUGUCAGAAUAAUAGUAGAGAGAAUGAUUUAUUUCAAAUUUUAUUUCUUUCAUCACAUUCCCAGUGGGUCAGAAGUUUUAAAUGUUUCUAAGCCUCUUUCUUUUCAUUCUUAUUCAUGGUGCAUUUUGCAUACAAAUGAAUAAUGUCAUUCUUGCCAGAGUUUUACUUGGUAAUAAGAAGACCAAGAGAUCCAUGUUUCCUUUUGUUUUGUCUUAUUCUGUUUUUAAGAAGUCAUGAUUGCCACUUCAUUGCCGAAGGAAUAUCUUGAAAUAAAAACGUGUCAUGUUGAUUUGAUACUGAUAAUUGAAAGAUUAUGGUAUAGUGUAGGGAAGUAGACCAAAUGCACAUUAUUAUGAUAAUCAACAAUUAUAAAAAGGUAAAAAAAGAAAGGUUUUAUAUCUGUAUUUACAGUUGAAGUAGGAAGUAUACACCUUAGCCAAAUACAUUUCAACUCAGUUUUUCACAAUUCCUGACAUUUAAUCCUAGUACAAAUUCCCUGUCUUAGGUCAGUUAGGAUCACCACUUAAUUUUAAGAAUGUGAAAUGUCAGAAUAAUAGUAGAGAGAACGAUUUAUUUCAGCUUUUAUUUCUUUCAUCACAUUCCCAGUGGGUCAGAAGUUUACAUACACUCAAUUAGAAUUAGGUAGCAUUGCCUUUAAAUUGUUUAACUUGGGUCAAACGUUUCGGGUAGCCUUCCACAAGCUUCCCACAAUAAGUUUUGGCCCAUUCCUCCUGACAGAGCUGGUGUAACUGAGUCAGGUUUGUAGGCCUCCUUGCUCGCACACGCUUUUUCAGUUCUGCCCACAAAUGUUCUAUAGGAUUGAGGUCAGGGCUUUGUGAUGGCCACUCCAAUACCUUGACUUUGUUUUCCUUAAGCCAUUUUGCCACAACUUUGGAAGGAUGCUUGGGGUCAUUGUCCAUUUGGAAGACCCAUUUGCGACCAAGCUUUAACUUCCUGACUGAUGUCUUGAGAUGUUGCUUCAAUAUAUCCACAUAAUUUUCCUUCCUCAUGAUGCCAUCUAUUUUUUUGUUUUUUGGGGGGUAUUUUACCCCCUUUUUCUCCCCAAUUUCGUGGUAUCCAAUUGGUAGUAGUUACAGUCCCUGUCCCAUCGCUGCAAUCCCCGUACGGACACGGGAGCGGCGAAGGUUGAGAGUCGUGCGUCCUCCGAAACACAACCCAACCGAGCUGCACUGCUUCUUGACACAGUGCCCGCUUAACCCGGAAGCCAGCCGCACCAAUGUGUCGGAGGAAACACCGUACACCUGGCGACCGAGUCAGUGUGCACUGUGCCCGGCCCGCCACAGGGGUCGCUAUAGCGCGAUUGGACAAGGACAUCCCUGCCGGCCAAACCCUCCCCUACCCUGGACGACGCUGGGCCAAUUGUGCGCCGCCCCAUGGGUCUCCCGGUUGCGGCCGGCUACGACAGAGCCUGGACUCGAACCAGGAUCUCUAGUGGCACAGCUAGCACUGCGAUGCAGUGCCUUAGACCACUGCGCCACUCGGGAGGAUGCCAUCUAUUUUGUGAAGUGCAGCAAAGCACCUCCACAGCAUGACACUGCCACCCCCGUGCUUCACGGUUGGGAUGGGGUUCUUCGGCUUGCAAGCAACCCCCUUUUUCCUCCAAACAUAACAAUGGUCAUUAUGGCCAAACAGUUCUAUUUUUGUUUCAUCAGACCAGAGGACAUUUCUCCAAAAAGUAUGUCCCCAUAUGCAGUUUUUAUGGCAGUUUUGGAGCAGUGGCUUCUUCCUUCCUGAGCGGCCUUACAUAUUAUGUCGAUAUAGGACUCGUUUUACUGUGGAUAUACAGUGGGGGAAAAAAAGUAUUUAGUCAGCCACCAAUUGUGCAAGUUCUCCCACUUAAAAAUAUGAGAGAGGCCUGUAAUUUUCAUCAUAGGUACACGUCAACUAUGACAGACAAAAUGAGAUUUUUUUUCUCCAGAAAAUCACAUUGUAGGAUUUUUUAUGAAUUUAUUUGCAAAUUAUGGUGGAAAAUACGUAUUUGGUCAAUAACAAAAGUUUCUCAAUACUUUGUUAUAUACCCUUUGUUGGCAAUGACACAGGUCAAACGUUUUCUGUAAGUCUUCACAAGGUUUUCACACACUGUUGCUGGUAUUUUGGCCCAUUCCUCCAUGCAGAUCUCCUCUAGAGCAGUGAUGUUUUGGGGCUGUCGCUGGGCAACACGGACUUUCAACUCCCUCCAAAGAUUUUCUAUGGGGUUGAGAUCUGGAGACUGGCUAGGCCACUCCAGGACCUUGAAAUGCUUCUUACGAAGCCACUCCUUCGUUGCCCGGGCGGUGUGUUUGGGAUCAUUGUCAUGCUGAAAUACCCAGCCACGUUUCAUCUUCAAUGCCCUUGCUGAUGGAAGGAGGUUUUCACUCAAAAUCUCACAAUACAUGGCCCCAUUCAUUCUUUCCUUUACACGGAUCAGUCGUCCUGGUCCCUUUGCAGAAAAACAGCCCCAAAGCAUGAUGUUUCCACCCCCAUGCUUCACAGUAGGUAUGGUGUUCUUUGGAUGCAACUCAGCAUUCUUUGUCCUCCAAAAAGGCGAGUUGAGUUUUUACCAAAAAGUUCUAUUUUGGUUUCAUCCGACCAUAUGACAUUCUCCCAAUCCUCUUCUGGAUCAUCCAAAUGCACUCUAGCAAACUUCAGACGGACCUGGACAUGUACUGGCUUAAGCAGGGGGACACGUCUGGCACUGCAGGAUUUGAGUCCCUGGCGGCGUAGUGUGUUACUGAUGGUAGGCUUUGUUACUUUGGUCCCAGCUCUCUGCAGGUCAUUCACUAGGUCCCCCCGUGUGGUUCUGGGAUUUUUGCUCACCAUUCUUGUGAUCAUUUUGACCCCACAGAGUGAGAUCUUGCGUGGAGCCCCAGAUCGAGGGAGAUUAUCAGUGGUCUUGUAUGUCUUCCAUUUCCUAAUAAUUGCUCCCACUGUUGAUUUCUUCAAACCAAGCUGCUUACCUAUUGCAGAUUCAGUCUUCCCAGCCUGGUGCAGGUCUACAAUUUUGUUUCUGGUGUCCUUUGACAGCUCUUUGGUCUUGGCCAUAGUGGAGUUUGGAGUGUGACUGUUUGAGGUUGUGGACAGGUGUAUUUUAUACUGAUAACAAGUUCAAACAGGUGCCAUUAAUACAGGUAACGAGUGGAGGACAGAGGAGCCUCUUAAAGAAGAAGUUACAGGUCUGUGAGAGCCAGAAAUCUUGCUUGAUUGUAGGUGACCAAAUACUUAUUUUCCACCAUAAUUUGCAAAUAAAUUCAUUAAAAAUCCUACAAUGUGAUUUUCUGGAUUUUUUUUCCUCAAUUUGUCUGUCAUAGUGGACGUGUACCUAUGAUGAAAAUUACAGGCCUCUCUCAUAUUUUUAAGUGGGAGAACCUGCACAAUUGGUGGCUGACUAAAUACUUUUUGUCCCCCACUGUAGAUACUUUUGUACCUGUUUCCUCCAGCAUCUUCACAAGGUCCUUUGCUGUUGUUCUGGGAUUGAUUUGCACUUUUCGCGCCAAAGUACGUUCAUCUCUAGGAGACAGAACGCGUCUCCUUCCUGAGCGGUAUGACGGCUGCGUGGUCCCAUGGUGUUUAUACUUGCGUACUAUUGUUUGUACAGAUGAACGUGGUACUUUCAGGCGUUUGGAAAUUGCUCCCAAGGAUGAAGCAGACUUGUGGAGGUCUACAUAUUUUUUUCGGAGGUCUUGGCUGAUUUCUUUUGAUUUUCACAUGAUGUCAAGCAAAGAGGCACUGAGUUUGAAGGUAGGCCUUGAAAUACAUCCACAAGUACACCUCCAAUUGACUCAAAUUAUGUCAAUUAGCCUAUCAGAAGCUUCUAAAGCCAUGACAUCAUUUUCUGGAAUUUUCCAAGCUGUUUAAAGGCAGUCAACUUAGUGUAUGUAAACUUCUGACCCACUGGAAUUGUGAUACAGUGAAUUAUAAGUGAAAUAAUCUGUCUGUAAACAAUUGUUGGAAAAAUUGCCUGUGUCAUGCACAAAGUAGAUGUCCUAACCGACUUGCCAAAACUAUAGUUUGUUAACAAGAAAUGUGUGGAGUGGUUGAAAAACGAGUUUUAAUGACUCCAACCUAAGUGUGUGUAAACUUCCGACUUCAACUGUAUGAGCAACACCCCAGUGCAAUGUGUCUGUUUUCCAUUUACACUCUGUAUCCAGAACAGGCCUGGGGCCAGCUGCCAUGUUAACAAGUGUCAUGUUGCUGAACGUUAGCCUCACAGCACAUUCAUAUCCAUAGACCUCAUUACCCAUGCAUAAAGUUGCAGGUUGUCUACCUGUGAAACAGACACAAUAGGCCACCUGUCAUUCAGAUGGGAUUCCUCUGACUAGUUUUGUUGAAGAGCUAAUUGUCAAGUAGAGUCCUGUCUUUGUUCCUUAUAGCUCACUAAGAUUUUGGACACUUCUAUGGGUCAAGCUAUGUGGCCGCUCCUGAUGGUAACCGCUCUCCAGGCCUGUCCCGAACCUGUGACGGUCUCCUGGUGACCGAAAUGGAUCUCAACCUGACCCAGCAAAUCAGUGACAAAUUUAGUUUU